UUCCUGAGCCGGGACCGGGGCCGGGCCCCGCCGCCAGGGGGCCCCGUCCCGGACUACAACUCCCAGCGUGCCCCGCGCCGCCCGCCGCGCCGCAGUGACGUCACCUAGCGACGGGCAGAGCAGCGCCGGGCCUGGGAGCGCUGCAGGCCGCCAUGACCAAGCUGGCGCAGUGGCUGUGCGGGCUCGCCCUGCUGGGCUCGGCCUGGGCCGCCCUGGCGCUGUCUCCGCCGGGCCUGCGGCUACCGGCGCCGUACCGCCAGGCCCUGCUGCCGCUGCCCGCCUACCUGCUGGUGGCCUUCGGCUGCUACGCGCUGGCCACCGUGGGCUACCGCCUGGCCACCUUCAACGACUGCGAGGAAGCGGCCGCCGAGCUCCGGGAGCACAUCAGCGCAGCGCGGGAGGACCUGCGGCGGCGGGGGCUGCGCUUCUGAGCACAAUAAAGACGACAAAGUGUGCCUA
This is a messenger RNA of Cygnus atratus (black swan), 459 nucleotides long. It is a transcript of the gene DPM3, whose product is annotated as dolichyl-phosphate mannosyltransferase subunit 3, regulatory. The coding region runs from base 153 to 431 and encodes 92 amino acids. The transcript has 2 exons. Lineage: Eukaryota; Metazoa; Chordata; Aves; Anseriformes; Anatidae. The record is from RefSeq and is a predicted model, not a curated record. Gene Ontology annotation, biological process: GPI anchor biosynthetic process. Gene Ontology annotation, cellular component: endoplasmic reticulum membrane; dolichol-phosphate-mannose synthase complex.